GUCCGUGUAGGUUCCAUAACUUGGUUAGGCUAAUAGAACUGAUCGGUUCGUGAACUGUUGUGUUGGUUGGUGCGUAUGAACUCGUCCGCGGUGGCUCGACCAUGUUGAUAUCGGCGGGCAACGGCCCCACACCAGAUUUCUCUCCUGCUUCGUGCUGCGCAUCCUGGAAGAUGGAGCCGGCGCCACCAGCGCCUGCAUCCAUCACACAACAGCUUAACAUAUCACCGAACGUGCCAGUGUCCCCAUCCUCGUCGGGUGGUGGUUCUGGGACUCCGCUGUAUCCUGGAGCCGCAUCACAUCCACUGUCCUCACUGCUGUCGCAGCAGAGGCUGUUGGAGCUCUCCCGGUUCGGCUUGCGACACUACGACAUUGCUCACCAUGUCCUGUCCCAGCAAGGUGCUGUUACCAAGCUGCUUGGCACACUUCGACCCCCAGGACUCAUUGGCGGGAGCAAACCUAAAGUCGCAACGCCAGCGGUGGUUUCGAAGAUCGAGCAGUAUAAACGCGAAAAUCCGACCAUAUUUGCGUGGGAGAUUCGCGAACGACUCAUUUCUGAAGGGGUAUGCACGAAUGCGACCGCGCCAAGCGUAUCGUCAAUCAACAGGAUACUUAGAAAUAGAGCGGCGGAGCGAGCUGCGGCAGAAUUUGCCCGAGCCGCGGGCUAUGGGCUUUACGCUGCGCCACCCCCAUAUGGUGGGUUUCCAUGGGCUGGAGGUGGCGUAUGGCCGCCUGGAAGCUUGCAACUGCCUCCAGGCGUCCCUGCUCAGGCGGUAGGCGUGCCACAUCCAGAUGCCAUGAAGCAAGGAUUCCUGGGAUCUUCAGGACGUGGACUAAUUGAUGUCGACGGUGAUGAUUCUGGAUCUUUGGAUGGUGAGCAGCCCAAGUUUAGAAGAAAUCGCACCACGUUCAGUCCAGACCAGCUAGAAGAAUUAGAAAAAGAAUUUGAAAAAUCUCACUAUCCUUGUGUAUCAACACGAGAACGAUUAGCUUCUAAGACGUCUCUGUCAGAAGCUAGAGUUCAGGUUUGGUUUUCCAACAGACGAGCCAAGUGGAGGCGCCACCAGCGCAUGAAUCUCCUCAAGCGCGGUGGUGGCUCCCCCUCGCACCGCCUACCCCAUUCCCCUUCCCGCUCCCGGUCCCGUUCUUUGUCCCCCGCGCGCGUACCCUACCACGCUCCUCAGAUGGGCGGUGAAAAUAGCGCUUUUAAGGCUCUCGCGCAUCAGGACACUAGUGCUCUCAAGGCCCUUUCGCAACAAGCCCAAUUCGAAACGAAUGCCCUUAAAGCGCUUUCCCAGCAGACGCAAUUCGACGGCAGUGCGUUCAAGCCCCAUCCCACCUUAGAGAGCAGUGCAUUCAAAGCGCUUGUACCAAACUCCGCGGCAGCAGCGUUAUUAGCGGCACAAUCGAUACAAUUAGCGCGCGGAUACGAAUCUCAUUCUGAUUCGGAUGAGGAAAUAAAUGUUCACGAUGAGAGCGAAGAUGAGGUCGAAAAACAGAUCAAUAAGACUAGAUCAAGAUCCCCGAGCCCCAGCCGGCAAAGAAUGGCGUGUAACGAUUUGCCUUUACAAUUAACGAAACAUGAUCGCUGAUUAGUUAAGUUAAUUUAUUUCUAUUGUAGUAAAAAAUUAUAAUGUUUCCUAUUAUAUCCUAUUAUAUGUGAUGUGAUGUUCCGAAUAAAUAAAUUAUGUAAAUUAUAAUCCUAGAGUGCUAUUUCACCAGACCGCUUGUAAAUUCUGUAAAUAAAUAUGCAUUAAGUUUGUCAGUAAAUGUGACAAAUGGCUAUAAAGUUAAGUAUGCACAAAUAAACUGCUUUAUUUAUAAGUAACGAAAAUCUCUAAGCUCUUUAAAUGUGAAAAAUAUAGAAAGCGUUGUUUACUCAUUCAAACUAGAACAUGGCGAAAUUUACUGUUUUUAUUGGCUGUUCACGGUCCCCUGUGAGUUUGUCGAGAUAACAGAGACGUCACGCAUCUAAUUCCUGUAUUAAUACCUAUGUAUCGCCGGUGCUAUAACUUUGGAAUGUAACAGUUAAGAAAAGAAAAUACCAAAGUGUCAUAACAAUGUAGAAACCUCGGUCUCACCUUAUUUAUAGUUCCUAUUAUGGAUUGAUGAUAAAUACAUAUUGAAACUAAGCAUAACAUCAAAUAAUCCAUUAAGUCGCAUAGUUAGAGUUUUUUUUUUAUUGAAAUUUAUUUUCAUCAAA
Molecule: messenger RNA, 2200 nt
Organism: Vanessa atalanta (red admiral)
Lineage: Eukaryota; Metazoa; Arthropoda; Insecta; Lepidoptera; Nymphalidae
Product: paired box protein Pax-6-like
Exons: 6
Coding region: 102-1589 (495 amino acids)
Biological process (GO): anatomical structure development; regulation of transcription by RNA polymerase II
Molecular function (GO): DNA-binding transcription factor activity, RNA polymerase II-specific; RNA polymerase II cis-regulatory region sequence-specific DNA binding
Source: RefSeq, a predicted model, not a curated record